CGAUUUAAUCAUCUGAUGUGCCCUAGAUUAGCGUCACUGUGGCUCAAAUUAUUGGUUGAUUGCGUCGGAUUCGUUGUUUUUGUCGUCGGAUCUGUUUUCUGAUUGCUAGUUAUGUUUUUUUUGCAUAUCUAACAUUUUCAUUUUGAGAUUCGGUUUGUCGUGCCUGAGUGCUUUUUUGCUGUACUGUUGUGAUUUGCCUUUUAAUUCGCUGUCAUACUUAUCUGGUUCUCGACGAUCUUGAGCUGAGAAGAGUGAUGUCCGUGAUUGAUGCAUUAUCUCAUAACCAAUUUUAGUGACUUUCAACUGGCAUGUCUUGGAAGUUUCUUUCUUCAUGAGAGUGUAUUCUUUUUGUCUGGACUUCCAUUCAUAUUCUUGGAAAGGGCAGGAUGGCUGAACCAAUACAAAAUUCAGACUAAAAACAACACAGUUGAUGCUCAAGAGAAAUGUAUCACCAAGCUAUUGCUCUAUCAUUUUUGUGUCAACCUACCUGUUAUGAUCUUGUCAUAUCCCGUCUUCAGAUUUAUGGGCAUGCGAAGUACCCUUCCGUUGCCAUCCUGGAAAGUGGUCUCAACUCAGGUUUUAUUCUACUUCAUCCUGGAGGAUUUCGUAUUCUACUGGGGACACCGGAUUCUACAUACAAAAUGGCUUUACAAGCAUGUCCACAGUGUCCAUCAUGAAUAUGCAACACCAUUUGGAUUGACUUCUGAAUAUGCUCACCCUGCUGAGAUUUUAUUUCUUGGAUUUGCUACAAUACUUGGUCCUGCAAUCACGGGUCCCCACUUAAUAACACUCUGGCUAUGGAUGGUUCUUAGAGUGCUUGAAACCGUGGAGGCACAUUGUGGAUACCAUUUCCCAUGGAGCCUCUCAAACUACUUACCUUUAUAUGGCGGUGCUGAUUUCCAUGACUAUCAUCACCGACUGCUGUACACAAAGAGUGGCAACUACUCAUCAACUUUUGUCUACAUGGACUGGAUAUUCGGUACCGACACGGGUUAUAGAAAGCUGAAGGCACUGAAAAGUGAAGGAGAAGAGAUGGCUAUGAAAGACAUGUAAUACCGACGACUGAUCUUCGUUGGUUGCAUCGUAACAUGAUAGAUAGAUUACAGUCUUGGAGCAUCAUCUUCAAUUGUGGGAUAUGGUUCCAGAUCAUCUUGGUUGAAGAUUGAAUUUAGUUUUUUCUCUGUUUUUUAUCAACAGUUUAUGCUGUGUGGAAUUAGGUUGUGGUUCGUUAUGGAUUUUUUGUGUCCUGCAUAUAACCCACAUGAAUGCAAUUCCACCUUAUUCUGAAUCAUCUAUUCAACAUUUCGACUGAAUAUUCAAUUCAAUUCAAUUCAUGCAAA
Salvia splendens (bonfire salvia) is the source of this 1340-nucleotide messenger RNA. Its product is annotated as methylsterol monooxygenase 2-2. Bases 268 to 1053 code for a protein of 261 amino acids. Lineage: Eukaryota; Viridiplantae; Streptophyta; Magnoliopsida; Lamiales; Lamiaceae. The record is from RefSeq and is a predicted model, not a curated record. The transcript has 7 exons. Gene Ontology annotation, biological process: lipid biosynthetic process. Gene Ontology annotation, molecular function: iron ion binding; oxidoreductase activity.